GAUAGAGAGUUGGGUUGGGGGUUGGCUUGGUCUAUAUCUCUCUCUUUCUCACCCUCUUGCUAAGCCAUUCACCCAUCCAACCAAGACUUCUUUCUUGCUCUCCCUUUCCUCCUUUCUUCUCUUUCUUUCCACCAUCUUUCCGUUCAUUCUCUUCCCUCUCUCUCUUUCUCUCUCUUUCCUUCUCCCCAUCCUACCUAUUAUCAAAUCAGAACAACAGAUCCGAGGUUAUUGAAUCAGCGGUCAAUCAAAGCAUCAAAUCGAGGCAUCAAAUCAAAUCAAAUCACAUCAUCACAUCAAAGGGAGGAGGUGAAAAGAAAGAAAUUCCAUCCCGCAGAGAUCUUCUUCGGUUGGUCAAUCAAAUCAGGAGCAGCGCAGCAGCAGAAGAGAGGAAGCAGCAUGUCAUCCUCCUCAGCCGCCUUUUCUCUUGACCAGCUCUCCCCACCACCCUCCGAGCAGCUCUGCUACGUCCAUUGCAACUUUUGUGACACCGUCCUCGCGGUGAGUGUUCCUUGCAGCAGUUUGUUCAAAACAGUGACGGUGAGGUGCGGCCACUGCACCAACCUCCUCUCCGUCAACAUGCGGGGACUGCUCCUCCCCGCCGCCAACCAGCUCGGCCUCGGACACCCCUUCCUGGCUCCCUCACCCCACAAUCUCUUGGAUGAGAUACCGUGCCCCCCGCCGAGCUUGCUGAUGGAUCAGCCCAGCCUCAACAACAAUAACAGCAACGGCAACCACAACCACAAUCACAACACGAUGGCGCCUGCCCGGGGGACCGAAGAAGAGCUCCCCCAGAACCAAGUUGUCAACAGACCUCCAGAGAAGAGGCAGAGAGUUCCAUCGGCAUACAACAGAUUUAUCAAGGACGAAAUCCAACGCAUCAAGGCUGGGAAUCCGGACAUCACCCACAGAGAGGCAUUCAGCGCCGCUGCUAAGAACUGGGCCCACUUCCCCCACAUCCAUUUUGGCCUGAUGCCCGAUCAGGGUCUGAGGAAGAACAGCGUCCGCCAGCAGGAGGGAGAGGACGUUCUUCUCAAGGACGGGUUCUACGCAGCCGCGGCAGCCAACAUGGGGAUCACUCCGUUCUAGGCGGCAAGGACGCUGGCUGGCUGGUUCUAGGGUUUUCGUUGGCUUGUGCUGCUACUACUGUUAGGGGUUCCUCUUUCUUUCCCAGCUUUAUUAUGCUGAGAGGAAGUGUCAACAGCCUUUAUUUCUAGGGUUUCUCUUUCUUCCUUUCUUUUUCUCUCCUUGGUUUCAAUGUCGAGUAAAGAGAGGCGGUAUUCUGUCGAGAACGCCUGUGGAAAAGGUCGGUAUGCUGCCUUUUAUUCCAGACGUGUUGUUAUGGACAAAUAUAUCUUUGAAACUACUUAUGACUC
This is a messenger RNA of Elaeis guineensis (African oil palm), 1373 nucleotides long. RefSeq names its product protein YABBY 4. NCBI's taxonomy places the organism in Eukaryota, Viridiplantae, Streptophyta, Magnoliopsida, Arecales, Arecaceae. Gene Ontology annotation, biological process: fruit development; cell fate commitment; polarity specification of adaxial/abaxial axis. The record is from RefSeq and is a predicted model, not a curated record. Gene Ontology annotation, cellular component: nucleus.